This is a messenger RNA of Dentiscutata heterogama, 441 nucleotides long. Lineage: Eukaryota; Fungi; Glomeromycota; Glomeromycetes; Diversisporales; Gigasporaceae. The record is from the annotation of a GenBank genome assembly.
CUUAACAUAGGAAUAAUAAAAGCUAGAUCUAAUUUAUUUAUAAAUCAUCAAAAUAAAGGAUAUAAAACAAUAAUUAGAGGUCAUGAAUCAGAAAUAAGCCAAUCAACAAGCAUAUUUUGUAAUUCUCAUUGUCUUUUUUUACUAUGUGAUCAAGUAGGAAGUAUUAAUUGUGAUGGUUAUUAUUCAAUACAUAGCUUUAUAUAUCAUGUUAUUGAAAAAUUGAAAGAAAUUUUUGAGCCACCAAUUAUUGAUAUAAAUAGAUUAAGUAUUGAGGAUGAAGAGGAUGCAUUUAAUAAAGAUCAAGAUGAAACUAAAUUAAAUAAUUCUAUUAAUACCAUGGGCUUAUUAAAUGAAGUCAAAAAAAAGAUGUAUAUAGCUCUUUGUUAUUAUUAUCUUGGUCUAGCACCUCAAGAGUUAUUAUCUGCCUUAUUGGAUUCUUGA